Molecule: messenger RNA, 6079 nt
Organism: Electrophorus electricus (electric eel)
Lineage: Eukaryota; Metazoa; Chordata; Actinopteri; Gymnotiformes; Gymnotidae
Gene: mid1ip1b
Product: MID1 interacting protein 1b
Biological process (GO): regulation of lipid biosynthetic process
Cellular component (GO): cytosol
Source: RefSeq, a predicted model, not a curated record
CUCAGGAGAUGGAGAUGGUUUAUUAUUCUGGUACAAGCUACCAGAUAACCUUUCCGUGGACUUAACUAUAGUUUAAUUUUCCUGAGGAGAAGAUAAAAUGCUAAAGGUCAGAAUUGAUUGACUGCAGGCCGAGGCAUUUGAGGAACAGACUGGCAGAUGGAGUGAACGCCCUGGUUAUAUGUUGACGUACAGUGAGGGCGUGAUCCGCAUAAAUAAUCAGAGCAUCUCGCUCAGGUGACCUUUGCAUAAUCUUUCCAGAGCGCCUCUCUUCCUUUCUCACUGGACGCAUAUGCACCAGGAAAGUGGGAGAACACACACACAUACGUUGCCCGGGUCACGGUAGUGCCAUGACAACCUACUUCUGUAUUAAACAUACUGAUAUGGACUAUGAAGAAAGCAGCCUUCUGCACAUGUCGGCAUAAUUAAGAUCAGCUGUUCAAAUACUGUUGAUAAGCACUUUGGCUUGGUUGGACUCAGUUCAGGACUUCACUGCUGGAGCGUGGCAGCAAGCACGUAGGUUCUGGAAGCACAGAAUGCCACGAUCCAAAGAAAUUUCAGGAGACCUCCGGAAAAAGGUUGUUGAGGCUCAUCAGUCUGGAAAAGGGUAUAAGCUUAUUUCCAAAGCUCUGGGCCUCCCCAAAACCACCAUCAGGGCUAUACUGUGCAAAUGGAAAAGAUUUGGAACAGUUGUAAACCUGCCCAGGAGUGGCCGUCCCCCAAAAAUCUCUCCGAGAGCGAGGCGAGAAAUCAUCCGAGAAGUAAUGAGAAACCCUUGCACAACCUCCAAGGACCUGCAGGCGUCCCUCGCCUCAGCGAACAUCCGCGUUCACGACUCCACCAUUCGCAGGAUACUGGGAAUUCACGGAAGACCGACUUUAAGUAGCUUAGAGGAUGGCAUGGUGUUAAAAGCCUCUUUUGAAGAACAGGGGAGCAUCCCAGAGGCUUCAGGAGGGCUACGCGAGGGUCCGGACGAAUCGAGUCGAAACGUCAAGGCCGAAAAGGACCAGCAUGGCAUUGACGCCAGCAGUGAUCUUGUUGAUGAGGGCGUUAGCACUGUGAAAAAGGAGCAUUUUGGUGACAUUGAAGUAGUUUAUACUGGCGGCAAAGAUGACGACGACUAUGAUAAUAAGGAGCAAUGGCCUUGAUGACUGUGGUGAUGACUACAGGGAUGAUUGUGAUGAUAAACAAUGGAAGUGGCUGCAGUGGUGAUGUUACAAAUAUUUAACAGUUAUACUGAAAAUUGAUAAAGUGAGGCAUAGAAAUGUAAAAAAAUUUUUUUUAAAAGACAUUACCUUUUUCCUCCCUUGGUAGUACAUUACUAGCAAGUAACCGAGAGUGCGUCUAGCUUACAAUGCUUAAGAAGACUGUCAGGAAUUGGCAACACCGGUUAGAUGUGAGGAGAGACAACAUGGAUGCCUUCCUGCUAAUUCGGACAGUCGUAGGGCAGUGAAAAAGUGAACUGAACAUAAAACCUCCCUGUCUUUAUUUGCCCUUACAUAUUUUAGUAUUUUUCUUCACUGCAAAUUACAUUAGUGGUGGCGUAGGUCAUUACCAGUUCACAUAAGAUAGUGUGUAAAUUGGCACCCUUAAAUGUUUUAGUGGUGACUAACUAGCUCUGGGUGUGGUUAGUCUACCAUAGGGCUUCUUCAGUAACUCCUUGAUCUACUCUCAGGAAUAAUGUUUGCAGUCACUUCAGUGUUUCUGCCUGGUUGUCAUAGGAAAAAGACCUCCACAGCUAGCUUGGAACAGACAACAGAUCCCACAUGGCCAGGUUGUACAGCAUCAGCUCCAUCAUGCCAUUCUCCUCCAAAUAGACCAAAAGUUAUGUUUUUCCUUAACAAUGGUGAUGGACCGAUGACUGAUGGUGGCUUUGGAUGCGAUAUGCAGAUACAAAAUUGACAAUUUAAACAUUUUUCGACCAGUUCAUAGCUCAUCAUCAUUUUAUUAUUUGUUUAAAAAGAACAUUGAUCUGAUUCCUGCAUUUCUGUAAAUAGCUCGUGCACAUAUAUUAAGAAAAAAGCGGGAGCAUGUGUGUCCCUUAUUUUUAAGAUCAUGUUUCUUCCUUCUGGGUUUGGUUACAUGGGAAGUGAGGUUAGAUGUGCUUCACUCUGCUUUUAUUUUAGGAAAGCUAACAAAAAUAGCUUUUAAAAACACGGAACAUACUGGGUUGACCCGUGAAGGUUGGUACCUCCUGUUUUUUGCCUAUUUUCUUGUAUCCGUAAUAAAAUGAUAAACCUUGAGGUUGUAAAGUCAGAGUUUUGGUCUAUGGGCAGUAGGUUAAAGGGAGAAGUUUGAGAAGUUUAACAAAGUAAAUAUUGUGUUCAUCUUUCCCUUGAGUAUAUCGGCCUCCAGGUAGAGGAAAAGGAGAUCUUGAGUGACCAAUGCAACUACUUAUGUAGCAAAAGAGCAAAGUAUUGCCUUCCACCCUCUUACGAGCACAGUCAGGGAAUAGACAUGACACAGUAAAAUAAUGUGUAUAAAAUUUUAAAAUGGCACAACACACACUCAUAAAACUUUAGAAAUUAAUACAGAUGUGCGGUGUUGAAAUCUGGAAUGAUGACUUGACUUAAUGCUCCUUUUGAGUAAGGUUUCAGUUUGAGGAUCCACCUUAAGGCACCUGCAGUGAAAUCUGUCACUGGAAUUUUUUGACACUGACUCAGCUUUAGAAAUGUUGCAAAACCUUUUAUCUGUUUUUGACUAAGCAAAUGGGUACAAUUCAAUACUGUAGUCACUUCCUGAAAUGCGGUUAAUGAGCUUUUACUCACAGUCCAAACACAUCUAUACGUGUACUAAUGUUUUUGUGCACAUACACUGAUGUGGGGGGGCCCCUCACAUUUACCAUACUUGAUGAAAACCACAUCAGUGUCGUAACACACCACACCUGGACUGCUGCAUGAGUGUAGUUUGAUAUAUUGCACAACCAUGCAUGUGAGUUGGCCUCAGGCCAGUGGCAGAGGAUUAUGGGACCAAAAUUUUAAUUGACAUCACAGAAUGCAUGCAGGGCAUAAGGGACAUUUUAAGUGCGUGUGCACCAAGUGCAGUAGAAAGCGCACUUCUCAGUGAAGUGGCACAAACCGUCAUCCCCAGAUGACAUAUGGGCACCACUUCAGUCAGGAAAGGGCUUGUUUUAUGGUACUUGGCAGAGCAGUCGUUUCCAGUGUAGCAGGUAACAGUUCUGAUUCCUAACCAUUAGAUCCAUGCUGAGCCAAAAUAAGAGGAACAGAGAGGUGAUUGUACGUUGUUCUUGUGAGCUCUGUGUGUGAAUGAGUCAGAGAAGCAGUAGACUAAGAUCCUGUGAUAUCCUUUGUGUGAUCUUGUGUGACUAAAAAACUUGUGAAAACAUGCAUUUAGUACGCAUAGGAGUAAUGUACAGAUGCAAUAAGUGUACAUGCGUCUGUACAUGUGAGCUAUGUUUCCUAAUGAGAGACAGGGAAGUGAUAUAACAUGGAACUCUUACAAGGAAAGCAGGUACUAUGUGUAGCACACCACUCCAGCUUCUUGGAUUGCUGUUUUAUUAAAAGACGAAACAAGCUUAGUGAGGGGAAAAACAACAGCUGGGUAAUGUAGGCGUAGCUGGGAGUAUCAGCACACACAUACAAAUUUCACACCGAUUUCUCUCUCUCGCUUACACACCCACCCACACGGGUACACACACAUAUUUAGUUACAGCCUUAUAUCAAUACAUGCCCAUACACAUACAUUUCUCUAUCACACACAUACACCUGUUUCAUACACACCUGUAACAUAUUUCUCUAUCUCUAUCUCUCUCUCUCUCACACACACACACACACACACACAAGUGACCUCAGUGAACCCAAGGUUUCAAAACUCCAGUCUUUGUAUGUUUUACGAUAUUAAAUCUUUCCAGUUAACAAGAUAUGCUAAAUUAAGGGUAGGCUAUAACUAUCACUAACGAUAAACUGCUAAUUGUCUAAUUUUGCUUUAGUAGUUCUAAAUAUUUAGUUUUACUUUAGGUAAUUAGAACAAGAGCAUUCUGUUAUUAAAAUAAAAUUACGAAAUACGUUAGUGCUUCGAAAAAUGGACCCGGACGUUGCGUUAUCAUUUUCCUCCCGUAUGAAAUCUGCAAUUAAAUUCAAGGCUUGUCUGUAAUCUUUGUGUCAUUAUUCUGCAGAUCAGGAUGGGUUCUCUCUACGCAUAGUGUGAACAAAGGCUUUACGGUGGAAAUUAUGAUGCGAAUACAAUCCUGUAUUCCAUGCAUACGACUCUGGGCUGGGUCAUUGUCCAUGAGAUCUUGGCUUGGCUUGGAGCCAGGCUGUUUUCGACAGAUGAUUGGCUGCUGAGUAUUAGCUUUGGCGAUGUGGUAUUAAAAUAGUCGAUCCUGAUUGGGCUUAGAGUGAAAAGCCGUUGUGGGCUGAUGCGUUUUCUCAUUAAUAUUUAUGAAGCCUUUGCACUAGACGAGCUCUUGGCUAAUAUUGAAGGACUGCCUUUGGAAAAACCUGUUAUGUGACUGCAAUUACCGUUACUUUUCGGUAAACAUUGUUGGACACCGACGACACGGAAUAACGCUGAAGAACUAUACAAUCCGACUUCUCUUCAGACUCCGAGGAAGUGGCACCGGCUAACGGUCAGUGUAAUCUGGUUACAGCCCAAGUUGCGAAGAAACGGUUGAGUGACAGCUGGAGGGAACGCCCUUUCUUUAAUGUCACCUGCGCCGUAGACCGCAUCCAGCCACACGAUAUAAAGGCAGCGGAGGUCUGGCCGACAGUUGGAUUCGCUUUAAGAAGUUAAAACUUCCUUUUUUGGUAGCUUUUUGUAGCUAUAUGCCUCUCUCUGUUCUGCUAACUGUAGUAUUUGACAUCUGGGAAUAUAGCUACGCUUCAGAAUUAAAGCGGAUAACGCAAUUGCAUUUGACGUUAUCCUCUUAGCUAGCUAAUUACGCGGGGGCUUGCGUCCAGCCAAGUUAGUCAGAACUAUUUUACCGGCUUCUGUGUUUGCGAGGGACGUUUUCUUUCCCCAAACCUGCCAAGAUGAUGCAGAUCUGCGACUCGUACAACCAAAAGAACUCCCUGUUCAACGCGAUGAACCGCUUCAUUGGCGCCGUGAAUAACAUGGACCAAACGGUGAUGGUGCCCAGUCUGCUGAGAGACGUCCCAAUAGACGAGGCGAAGGAGGUGAAUCCCGUGCGGACCGCCGGCAACAGCUCCAGCGCUUAUUUCCACAACGGAGACAUGUACGGUUAUUACGUCCUCCUCAAAUCCAUUAGGAACGAUAUCGAGUGGGGUGUGCUUCAAGCCGACGAGCGACGGAAAGAUAAGCUCGGGGUGACCGCCCUGGAAAUUUCCCGCAUUGAGCCGGACGACGAAGACCUGGAGAAGUUGUUUCACUUCCAUUUGAAUGGAUUACAUACUGUUCUGGCCAAGCUCACCCGCAAGGCGAACACCCUUACAAACAGGUACAAGCAGGAAAUCGGUAUAGGGAGCUGCGGGCAUUAAACCGGCGGUGGGGAGCUCCCCUCACCGCCGGUGUUCCCUGGUGGACAAGUGAAAAGUUCAUCGUAACCGAUAAGGUGCAGCGGUUUCAGCCGUCUGGUCUGUUCUGGUGCUCUAUCUUAUCCUUAUCAAAAAACAAACAAACAAAAAAAACCACAAAACGAGUACUUCAUGUUUAUGCACUAUUGUCCCUAGCUAAAAAAAAAUACUAUUCUUUUUUUGUUGUUAGCACUUUGUGUAACUUGGACACUGUAACCUACUUUUGUCUUGGGUUGAAGCACGUGUUUGCAAGUUAUUUUAAAAGAUGCAGUGGACGCACAAAGGGGUUUUUGAGGUUUAAUCUCCAACCAAAAAACUGGCUUCUGUCAGUUAUGUGCGACAUACUACUGCUGUGUACUAAUAAUGUAACAUGACGACUUAAAUGCCAGUGACUAGUCUACAGUAGGUGUAGUCAAUGAAAUGGAAUCGCAUGAUAAUUCUGUUCUAUAGAAUAUUGACGGGUUCCAUGAGAUUAUGUUUAACUGUUAUGAACAAUUUAAUAAUGUCACGAUAAUAUGUGCAAGUCUUGUCAUGUCUUUUGUUUUCUAUCACUAAGCGAUACAGAAAAUAAAUUUUUUAAAAUCCUAUCA